CCGCGCUCUCCCCGCGAGCGACUGGGAAGCCGCGAGGGUCUCACUGCCAGUCUCCGGGGGUGGGAGCGCGUGCACCGUCCGCCAAAAAGUAGGACCGUGGAGCCGUUCGCGGUCCCAGCGCAGGCGCGGUCUGUGGCUGUCACCAGUGAGCGCACCGCCUGGAGGGGUAGCCAGACCAAAACAAAACGGCAGAAACACCCUGCCCGCCUCGGCGGGUGCAGCUGCAGUCCACGCGGGCCGGGGCAGUGUAGAACGCGCUGCCUUCCCCGGGUCCGAUGCCGCCUCGGUCACCCUCAAGCCCCCCUGAGUCCUGACAGCAAGUCUGUAGGGCAUCCUGCAGGAAUUGUGCGGUUCUGGGUGCUUUUGCCCAAAGACAUCCUUUGGGAUGAAUUCAGAGCCACAUCUCACGUCCCACGAGUCUGGAAGAAGAACCAUGUAAAAGGAAUUCGACAAAAGCUUUCCACAUCUCUGUUUAUUCUUUUGAAUCCAUAAAACGACCUUAAAAAAAGCAUUCGGGCCACCUAAGAGAAAAUGCACUUCUGGCCAGAGCAUGCAGGAUUCUUUUGCCCAACAGGGGAAAGGAAGCAGAGCGGGCACAGCGGAAAUGGCCCUGGUGCCCUAUGAGGAGACCGCGGGAAUGGGGUUGCAGAAAUUCCACAAGCCUCUCGCCACCUUCUCCUUCGCCAACCACACCAUCCAGAUCCGCCAGGAUUGGAGGCAACUGGGGGUCGCAGCCGUGGUUUGGGACGCGGCCGUCGUCCUCUCCACGUACCUGGAGAUGGGAGCCGUGGAGCUCAGGGGCCGCUCUGCUGUGGAGCUGGGUGCUGGGACGGGGCUGGUGGGCAUCGUGGCUGCCCUGCUGGGUGCUCAGGUGACUAUCACGGAUCGAAAAGUAGCAUUAGAAUUUCUUAGAUCAAAUGUUGAAGCCAACUUACCUCUGCAUAUUCAACCCAGAGCCGUGGUUAAGGAGCUGACUUGGGGACAGAAUUUGGGGAGCUUUUCACCUGGAGAGUUUGACCUGAUACUUGGAGCUGAUAUCAUAUAUUUAGAAGAAACAUUCACGGACCUUCUGCAGACUUUGGCGCAUCUCUGUGGCAGCCACUCCGUGAUUCUUUUAGCUUGCCGUAUCCGCUACGAACGGGACAACAACUUCUUAGCCAUGCUGGAGAGGCAGUUUUCCGUGAGUAAGGUUCACUAUGAUCCUGAAAAAGAUGUACACGUUUACAAAGCCCAGAAGAGAGACCAGAGGGAGGGCUUAUAGUUGGCUGUACUUUAUAGGAACGUUGUCAUUAAGUGUGUCAAUUAAGGUGUUA
Molecule: messenger RNA, 1313 nt
Organism: Myotis davidii
Lineage: Eukaryota; Metazoa; Chordata; Mammalia; Chiroptera; Vespertilionidae
Gene: METTL21A
Product: methyltransferase like 21A
Exons: 3
Coding region: 551-1261 (236 amino acids)
Biological process (GO): peptidyl-lysine methylation
Cellular component (GO): cytosol; cytoplasm
Molecular function (GO): protein-lysine N-methyltransferase activity
Source: RefSeq, a predicted model, not a curated record